Messenger RNA from Nezara viridula (southern green stink bug), 1635 nucleotides. Lineage: Eukaryota; Metazoa; Arthropoda; Insecta; Hemiptera; Pentatomidae. The record is from the annotation of a GenBank genome assembly.
AUGGAUUUAAUAAGAACUCCCAAGGUAGAAAAUGUUCGAAUGUUAGAUAGAUAUAAUUGCAGAAAAGUGACUUUAGGCAAUUUAUAUAUUACUGCAACUCAUUUGAUAUUUGUUGACCCUGAAAGCAAUAGAGAAACAUGGAUUCUCUACAUGCAUAUUUCUACUAUUGAGAAGCUAUCUCUUACUGCUGAAGGAUGCCCAUUGCUGAUUCGCUGUAAAACAUUCCUAUCAAUCACAUUUAUUAUUCCACGAGAAAGAGACUGUCAUGAAGUUUACAGUACAUUAUUAAAACUGUCACAGCCUAGUAGUUUUGAGGAUUUAUAUUGUUUUCGUUACACUUCAAGUUGUGAAGAUAUUCCCAAAAAUGCUGGGUGGAGCUUUUUUGAUUUACAAGCAGAAUAUCAGAGAAUGAGAGUACCUAAUGAUCAAUGGCGUUUAACUCUCUUGAACCAGAACUAUAAGUUAUGUGAUACAUAUCCAGCAUAUAUUUAUGUCCCAGUAAAAGCUACUCCAUCAAUUCUUGCUGGAAGUUCAAAGUUUAGGAGCAAAGGGCGUUUACCUGUGCUGAGCUAUCUUCACAAAAACAAAGCUGCUAUUUGUCGUUGUAGCCAACCAUUAUCUGGAUUUAAUGCUCGCUGCUUAGAAGAUGAGCAGAUGUUAGAUUGUAUUUUAAAUACGAACUCUAAUUACAAUUAUAUGUUUGUAGUUGAUACCAGACCAAGAAUUAAUGCUAUGGCUAAUCGAGCAACCGGAAAAGGUUAUGAAAAUGAAAACUUUUAUGAAAAUAUUAAAUUCCAUUUUUUAGGAAUCGAAAAUAUUCAUGUCAUGAGAAGCAGCCUUGUUAAAUUGAUUGAAACAUGUGAAUUAAAAACACCUACUAUGUCUUCCUUUUUGAGUGGUCUGGAAAGUAGUGGUUGGUUAAAACACAUCAAGGCAAUUUUAGACACAAGUUUGUUUAUUGCUCAAGCAGUUGAACAAGGUAUUAGUGUUGUUGUCCAUUGCAGUGAUGGUUGGGACAGAACUGCUCAAGUAUGUUCUUUAGCAGCUAUGCUGUUAGACCCUUAUUAUAGGUCUAUUCAAGGCUUUCAGGCAUUAAUUGAAAAAGAAUGGCUUAGUUUUGGCCAUAAGUUUACCGACAGAGUUGGCCAUUUAGGUGGAGAUUCAAAAGAAAUAUCACCCAUUUUUACACAGAUGAUUGAUUGCACAUGGCAGUUAAUGCAGCAAUUUCCUUUAGAAUUUCAGUUUAAUGAGUUUUUUUUAUUCACUCUUCAUGACCAUAUUAGUUCUUGCCAGUAUGGAACGUUUGUUGGAAACAGUGAGAAAGAUAGACAGGAACUGAGGCUAAAGGAAAGGACAUUUUCACUAUGGGGUUAUAUGGCUAACCAUAUGAGAGAAUACAUUAAUUCUAUUUAUUCAGCUAGUUCCCUUAAUGAAAUUUUACGACCUAAUUUACUUCCACAAAAUAUCAGAUUUUGGCGAGGAAUGUACUGUAGGUUUGAAUGUGGGAUUCAUCCUAGAGAAAGCAUUGGUGAUCUAUUACUUGCUGCAUCUGGACAUAGUGAAUCUCUAGAAGAACAUAUCAAGUUUAUAAAAAAGGAGAUACCCUCUUUGAGAACCCCUCAAUUAGAAUCUUGA